AUGAAGCGACCACUGAGUGUUGGUGAUCUUCAGCUUGGGGAGAGAUAUAUUAAUAUGGACUUCAUGUUUCUCCGAAGUCUCACAGGAACGGAGUUGAUCUCUCUCUUCGUUUCGUAUGACAUCGCAUGUCAAUGGCACGUCAAUCUAUGGGAUCGUAUGUCCCGCUACGAUCAUCAACUUCUUUCGAUCGACAAAGAUAACAAAUAUUUCGUCUUUCUCGUCCCCAAAUUUCACCUUCCUGCACAUAUCGAAGAGUGCAAUAUUCGAUUUUCAUUCAAUCUGACAAGAUCAGUAGGCAUGACCGAUGGUGAAGCGCCUGAACGCGUUUGGGCAGCCACGAAUCCAUUGGCAGGCAGCACGAUGAAUAUGGGUCCAGGUUCGAGGCGGGAUGCGCUCGAUGAUUUCUUUAAUGAUCAGAAUCACAAAAAAAUCAUCAACCUUGGCAGAAGUUUUCUGGACAAGGUCAAGGAGGCGGCACCAUUGGUCAUUGAAACCAAACAAGCCUAUGUUGACCUAGAAACUAGUUUUGCGCCCGAAACAGUCGCAAAAUGGACUCAAAUGGUGACCUUAUGGGAGUCCGGUGCGACAACACAGCCUAACCCCCACCCGAAUCCCUUCGAAAGCCAGAGUAACGACACAUUUCUGGCGGGGGUACGGCAUCAAUUGGCCGAAGAAGUUGCAGCUCGGGAAGCGGCAGGAACAGAGUCCAUCGGCUCCGUUCGAGAAGAUAUGCAUGUGACCGAGCUCAUUGCCGGCGGUCUCCAGUUGGAGGAGCAACAGUCAGUGAUUUGCGAAUUCUAUCCGCCCGAUAUGCUUGCGUUGAAAAGCCAUGCCACGGACCGUCAACGUACGCUGGUGGUAGAGCGGGCUAGCAAGUUGCGCCGCAAGAUUUUGGCCUGGACCGAUAUCCAAGCCCAGUUUUUCCCGGUGGUUGAUUGUCUCCGCCAAGAAGAAGAUGAUGCCCGAGCAGACAUUGCGGCGGGUCAGAGCCAAGCAAUUCCCGGCAUAGGCGUCACGCAAAUCAAUUUAUGGCUCCCAUCUGCUAUUCAACGGCGUAUACGCGGAAGCUGCUCGCAGGAGAUCAUCACCUACGAAUUUCGCCUCCGGGUUGGGCAGGCCAACGAAGCGCUGAAUACCAUCCGCCGUCUCCUUUUGAUUCGCACUCACCUUUAUAAUCAGAAAGAUCGCUAUUCACGCGGCGUCAAGGCAAAUACUCGCUCAAAUACAAAGAUUGCGGGGCUUGAAGAAAGGGUGCGAAGGGCUGCAGCAAUGUACCAUGCUGCGUGGGAUGCGCUCAAUGUGCUUGGGGAUAGCCUGGGUAACUCGGACUGGCAAACGAGCCUUAAAGAGCUGAAGGCCGACGAUCUGCGCGGGAUACCGCGAGCUCAGUUCGGGGAUCCGGCCCGACAACGGACCGGCCCGUCCGGCACAUCGGGCAGAUCUUCAGUGGAAGCGGAGGUGUCACUUGAUAGGCAAGCGAGCCAAAGAUCUGCAGGUCCGGCCCCGGGGCCAUCACAAACAAAGCGCCGUCGGAUGGGGGCCGUCGGCGCACCGAAGCUAUCCUGGAUUUGGGUUCAGCAAACUGUAAGUCGAAAGGAAGGAGAUCCAGAACACACUGAUGAAGCCCUGCGAAUUGAAUGGGCCCGGACCCGCGCCCGGGCCCUCCGAUGGUCGGAAGAGCUCGAUUUGUUAGAAGAAGAGAUGCGACGCGUCCAGCAGUUCCUCUUGUGGCGAGCCGAUUGGUGGGAAAUGCGAGCCGAAAUAGACGGGGUGGCAGCUGAUUCCGAUGCGCUGGAGGAGCUUGAAGGCAAGGCAGCGUAUGCACGGCAACAAGCACAGUUCCAACGCGAUCUUUGCGGCUCGUUCGCUCGAAUGUGGGGUCACCUUCCUGCAUAUAUCCUGGAAGCACGGAACCGCGCGGCAUCGCUGACCUCCGAGGACCUCGAAAGCGAAGCGGGAGCUGUUCGGGAUGAUAAUGUAGAGAAUGGCGCAGAUACCCCGGUUCCGUUGGGUCCUACAGGCGCUAUACUGACACUAGAAAAUGAAUGA
Molecule: messenger RNA, 2049 nt
Organism: Mycena indigotica
Lineage: Eukaryota; Fungi; Basidiomycota; Agaricomycetes; Agaricales; Mycenaceae
Exons: 5
Coding region: 1-2049 (682 amino acids)
Source: RefSeq, a predicted model, not a curated record